AUGGCUGCCGCUGCUGUCAUGACUGAACCCACAAUUAAUUUACCUUCGCCAUAUCCAAUCGAAUUUCUCUUUGACCUCGAUACAGUUCUCUCCGGAGCCGACGACCUCGGUUGCUGCCAGAUCACCCCUUCCGAUUCUCCCGUGGCGGAUUUCCCGACGGUUGUGGCCGAUGUUUGUGCCGUUUGUUUAGACGAUUUCCACCCAGAUGAAGCCGGUAAACAAAUACCCUGCGGACACGUGUACCAUGAGUCUUGUAUUUCCUCCUGGCUUACCGUCGCCGACUGUUGCCCUCUCUGUCGAUGCCUUGUCGCUGGCCAACCGCCGGAUUCAACUUUGAUCCGACGGUAG
This is a messenger RNA of Cucumis sativus (cucumber), 348 nucleotides long. RefSeq names its product E3 ubiquitin-protein ligase RNF181. The transcript has a single exon. Gene Ontology annotation, molecular function: ubiquitin protein ligase activity. Gene Ontology annotation, biological process: ubiquitin-dependent protein catabolic process. The record is from RefSeq and is a predicted model, not a curated record. The coding region runs from base 1 to 348 and encodes 115 amino acids. NCBI's taxonomy places the organism in Eukaryota, Viridiplantae, Streptophyta, Magnoliopsida, Cucurbitales, Cucurbitaceae.